ACGACCUCCAUCAGCCCCUCGUACCGCAGCUCUUCGAAUUUCGUCUCGCUCCUCGCUAGCCCUUGCACAACCACCCGAAGCACCAUGUCAAGACGACCAGCAAUCGUCGAGGAGUUCGACGACGACACCGACCUCCCGCUGCCGAACAAGCCCCUGCCUAACACAGGCAUGCGCGGCGCGCUCCUGGAGGAGAUCGGCGCAAGCGACUCCGAAGACGAGGAGAGCGAUUCGAUGAACUUGAGACAGCCCGCAGCAGGACCUGCGUCGCCCUCGCUGGCGCAGUUCAGGCCGAGUGGGGGCCCGGAUGCGUCGAACACGAUCACGGACAUCACCCCGUACAAGAGGUGGACAUGCAUCUACCCGAUCUACAUCGACGCCAAGCGGCCGUGCGGCCGCGGCGAGCGGCGCAUCCCGCGUGCGAAGAGCGUGUGGUGGCCGCUCAGCAAGGACAUCGCGGACGCGACGAACCGGCUCGGGCUGGGCACGCUGCACGAGGUGAACAAGGCGCACCCGCGCGACUGGGAGAACCCGGGGCGCGUGCGCGUGCAGUGGAAGAAGGACGGCCGGUUCGUGAACCCCGCGAUCAAGACCAAGAAGCAGCUCCUGGAGAUGAUCGCCAUGCAGAUCCAGAUGCUCAAGCCGGAUAACGUCCCCAAGCCGCCGUACAACACGGAUCCGCCUGUCCAAGCUGCGGAGACCGCUGCGCCUGCGCCGUCGACGCCAUCGAAGGGCAAGCAACCCGCGCAGUCGAGCUCGAAGCUGACAUCGGGGACAGGCUCCGUGUCGAACACCACCAUCUCGCCCUCUCCUGGGACAACACGUCGACCGAAGGUCCCCACUCCACCCCAGCCAUUGCCCACUCUUACGAGCCGGGUGUCGCCCUACUCGCCCGCGCUGCCGUCAGGGGUGCUAAUCGACGCAGUUAAGGCCGGCAUGAGCGCUCAAGAAGCUACGCCAGGUCUUCCAGCCGGCGGGGGCAAGGGCAAGCGGAAGGUCGUGCGGGUGCGCGCCUGAUGAGCCAGGAGGCAGGCGGGAGGGUAUCUACAGGAAGGGUGCGCGUAUGUUACCGGUUGUAGGAUAACACGGCGAAUGUAAUCUCGUUCUUGAC
This is a messenger RNA of Trametes versicolor FP-101664 SS1, 1108 nucleotides long. Its product is annotated as signal recognition particle SRP19 subunit. Gene Ontology annotation, biological process: SRP-dependent cotranslational protein targeting to membrane; SRP-dependent cotranslational protein targeting to membrane, signal sequence recognition. The transcript has 3 exons. The record is from RefSeq and is a predicted model, not a curated record. Gene Ontology annotation, cellular component: signal recognition particle, endoplasmic reticulum targeting. NCBI's taxonomy places the organism in Eukaryota, Fungi, Basidiomycota, Agaricomycetes, Polyporales, Polyporaceae. Gene Ontology annotation, molecular function: 7S RNA binding. Bases 85 to 1014 code for a protein of 309 amino acids.